Messenger RNA from Parathielavia appendiculata, 930 nucleotides. RefSeq lists its product as uncharacterized. Gene Ontology annotation, biological process: intracellular mRNA localization; ribosomal large subunit biogenesis. Gene Ontology annotation, molecular function: mRNA binding. Lineage: Eukaryota; Fungi; Ascomycota; Sordariomycetes; Sordariales; Chaetomiaceae. The transcript has 2 exons. The coding region runs from base 53 to 667 and encodes 204 amino acids. The record is from RefSeq and is a predicted model, not a curated record. Gene Ontology annotation, cellular component: preribosome, large subunit precursor; nucleolus.
GCAAGGCGAAACAACGACAGCUCCCCAUUAGGUACCACAGCCAACUUGACCAAUGGCGCCCACACGCACAAUAAAGAACAAGCACGCCGGCAGCAAAACAGGCGGCGCGGGCGGCGGCAAAAAGCCCUCGUCAGACGGCAUCUCCAAGACGAAAAGCCGAUCAGGGGCCAAAGCAAACCUCCCCGCAAAACAAGUUAAGGGCCGCCCCAACUUGCCAGGGCUUGACAAGAGCAAGAAGAAGAAGAAACCAAUUUACACCGACAAGGAGCUGGGCAUCCCAGAACUGAACAUGGUCACUCCGGUGGGCGUGACCAAGCCGAGGGGGAAGAAGAAGGGCAAGGUGUUUGUGGAUGACAAGGAAAGCAUGACCACGAUACUCGCCCUCGUCCAAGCCGAAAAGGAAGGGCAGAUCGAGUCCAAGUUGAUGCGGGCGCGGCAGAUGGAGGAGAUCCGCGAGGCGCGGCGGAUCGAGGCGGAGAAAAAGGAGGCGGAGCGCAAGGCCAAGCUCGAAGAUACCAAGGAGUCGCUGCGGAGGAAGCGAAAGCGGAAUAAGGACGGUAGUACCGGCAAGGGACAGCACGAGGAGGAGAGCAUCGCGGAAGUUGCUGCUACAGGAACGAAGGCGGCUAAGGCCAAGAAGAAGAGAGUUUCGUUUGCGCCAGAGUGAGGUUCUUACUUGGGGGUUUCUUGGUUUGUAACGGCGUUCAUCUGCAUGGCGGGCGUCUGGCGUUUCUGAGGGGGGCGGCUAUAAUGGGAUUGUAUCGGUUCGGGUUUAGAUACCAUACAGGGUCGUCAGCGGCGGUUUUCCUUGUCCUGGCAGCUAUCUGUCUACAGUCAAACAGUCGGAUUUAAGGGGUUUGUCUGCUGUCAAGCCCUGAAACCGGAAUUUUAUGUGUAUUUGCAUAUGUGAGGAUUGUCUAACUAUGAGUC